Messenger RNA from Dichomitus squalens LYAD-421 SS1, 2172 nucleotides. Its product is annotated as Neutral/alkaline nonlysosomal ceramidase. The record is from RefSeq and is a predicted model, not a curated record. Gene Ontology annotation, biological process: sphingosine biosynthetic process; ceramide catabolic process; long-chain fatty acid biosynthetic process. Gene Ontology annotation, cellular component: extracellular region. NCBI's taxonomy places the organism in Eukaryota, Fungi, Basidiomycota, Agaricomycetes, Polyporales, Polyporaceae. The transcript has 14 exons. Gene Ontology annotation, molecular function: N-acylsphingosine amidohydrolase activity. The coding region runs from base 1 to 2172 and encodes 723 amino acids.
AUGCAGCUCCUCCACCAAGGCCUCCUCUGCUUGACCGCCUUCCUUGCGUCCACCAAUGUCCUGUCCAACGGCGCUCGUGGCGUGCAGGGUGUCGCAGGGCAGUAUCUUCUCGGUUUAGGUAUCGGCGACAUUACUGGACCUGUCGUAGAGACCAACAUGAUGGGAUACGCCAGCCUUGCGCAGACUGACACAGGCCUCCAUUUACGCCAGCGCAGCCGCGCCUGGAUCGUGGCCGACGCGAACAACGACACCAAUCGCGUCGUCUUCAUCAAUGCCGACAUCGCGAUGGGCGACACCGGCGUUCGCCGCUCGAUCGUCGCUGCCCUGUCCGCCGAGUUCCCCGAGUACUACAACAACGCGAACAUCGCGCUUGUCUCGACACACCAGCAUUCCGGCGUUGGGGGUUACCUCGAGAACCUCCUCCCUCAGGUUACUGCGCUUGGGUAUGUCAAGCAAGCUGCGGACGCGAUUGUCAACGGGACAGUCCUUGCUGUCCGGCGCGCCCAUGAGAGCUUGAAGCCGGGAAGCUUGAGCUUGGGGAACACGACGGUGGUGGACGGCAAUCGGAACAGGAGCCCGAGCGCGUAUUUGGCGAACCCGGCAGAGGAGAGGGCGAGGUACGAUUAUGACCAGGACAAGGACCUGACGCUGCUGCGGUUCGAUGACGAGAGCGGGAACGCGAGAGGGUUCUUGAGCUUCUUUGCGGUGCACGGGACGAGUCUAUAUGAGAACAACACGUUGGUGAGCAGCGACAACAAGGGCAUGGCGGCGUACCUGUACGAGCAUCUGGUCGAGCCGGACUCCAUGCCCGGAAACAACACGUUCGUCGCUGGAUUCACGCAGUCAAACGUCGGGGACACCAGUCCGAACACGCUCGGGGCUUACUGCGAGUCUCCCGGUGAAGCUUGGGACGGCCAGCUGUGCGAAUUCGAGCACUCUACCUGUGGUAACAAGACCGAGGACUGUCACGGCCGCGGGCCAGGGUUCCGCACCUCGGACUUUGAGUCAAACAGAAUCAUCGCGCAGCUACAAGUUGACGGCGCGCAGACGUUGAUGGGCCAGACCCUUGCGCCGGUGACGGGGGCGGUCAAGUACGUGCACACGUACCUGAACAUGUCAUACCGCCAGUUCGAGCUCCCGAACGGGACGACGGUGCAGACGUGCCCGCCUGCUAUGGGAUACUCGUUCGCUGGUGGGACUACCGAUGGCCCGGGAGCGUUCGACUUCAUCCAAGGGGACAACUCAUCGAACCCGCAAAACCCGUUCUGGGAGCUCGUCAAAGGCGCGGUAACGCCCCUCCCGCCCCAAGAGCAAAUUGACUGCCAGUUCCCGAAACCGAUCCUGCUCGACACCGGGUACGCGCACACGCCCUACGACUGGUCGCCGAACACGGUCGACAUCCAGAUGCUCCGGGUCGGCAACCUCGUCAUGCUGAUCAUGCCUGGGGAACUCACGACCAUGGCUGGCCGCCGCAUGCGCGAGGCGCUCCGCACGAAGCUCAUCUCGGAGGGCGUGCUGGGCGAUGAUGCUUACGUCGUUAUCGCCGGCCCGGCGAACACGUACGCGCAUUACGUGACGACCCCGGAGGAGUACGCCGUGCAGCGGUACGAGGGGGCGUCGACGAUCUUCGGGCAGUGGACGCUCAACUCGUACAUCGACAAGUACGGGAGCCUGGUCGGGUACCUUGCGGACAACGCGACCGGAGAGCAGCCGCCGUCGGACCCGGCGCCGCCGGACUUGUCAGGCAAGGCGAUCUCGCUGCAGACGGGGGUCGUGUUUGAUUUUGCGGGGAUCGGGAAGGCGUUUGGGGACGUGUUGACGGAUGUGAGGAACGCGAGUGCGCCGUACAGCGCCGGCGAGGCUGUGAUUGCGACUUUCGUCGGCGCCAACCCAAGGAACAACCUCCGCCUCGAGCAGACGUUCCUUUCCGUGGACCAGUUCGUGGACGAUCAGUGGAAGUCUGUCCGCUCCGACUCACAUCCGUCGACGACCUAUCAGUGGACCAGGACGGACACCGUUCUUGGUACCAGUACGGUCAACAUCACUUGGGUCAUUGAGGACGGAACACCUGCCGGAACGUACCGCUUGACGUACUUUGGUGACUACAAGCCUGUCAUUGGCAGCAUCACGCCGUUCGUGGGCCAUUCCUCGAACUUCACGAUCUCUGCAUGA